GUUGAAGAGCACUUGAAGGUUGCUGCGGUGGACUAUGCCGACGCUCUGGUGGAUAUCAUCGUCUGGUGGGCCGGCAACGAGAUCAGCGGCCAAUGGGGCUGUAUCCCAACACGCAUAUGCCCUGGAGCAGCGUACAGGGAUGCCCCGGCAUCUACCGAAGAUGUGGCGAGAAAGAUUCGCCGUGCCGCCGACUCCUUAGCCGCCCGCAAGGGUGAGCCCGGUAACGAAAUCGGUUACAUCAAGAUCAUCGGCAAGGUGGACUCGGAACUCUUCCAGCUUCACAAUGCAUACGAUGAGUUCAAUGAGGCGAUGUUCACCGAAUUCGAAAACCGGGGCCUGCAGACUCAGUCGGCAACAACAUGUGUGGAAAAGCUUGAGUUGUACGACGCCUUCCACGCAUCGGAAGAUGAACACAACAGAGCUGUCUUUACAGCGUUUGUGCAUGCUACCGUCAGCGUCUCUCGAGCCGAGUGGUUGGCCGAGAAGAUGGCAAUCGCGAUUAAGCCGCUGCGCCGCAGAUUUAAACACAAGGAACCGGACAAUGCCGGAAACCCAACAGCCUCGAAAGUCCUCAGGGAGUGGUAUGCUCAGAAGGAGGCCAUCAUGAACCCCAAGACGGCCGUGAAGAUUAAGAAGGAGCACUCCGAAAUCACGGAGGAGGAUAAGGCCUGGGAGCUUCCCGACGUCGCAAAGGCGGAGGACAUCACGAAGCUCCCGGCCGAGCCUCCUGCUGAUAAAGCCAUCCGCGAGGAUGUGCCGGAUUUCGGGCCCGCAACAACGGUGGAAGGCCUGGCUGAAUGCAUCAACGAUGUGGUUGUGCAGGACGCAGAUGGCAAAGUGUCAUACCAACCACCGAGCGAUGUGGACUUGGUCGAUGCGGGUGACUAUGACGUCCCCAUUCAAUCGUCGAUGGACCGCGUGAUCGAAGAGGCAACCACGCCAAGGGCAAAGGUUGCACCAACUCGAAAAACCGAUCGCGAUGAGGACGACCUUCGGCGUGAGAUGUACAUCGACCAUAGCGCCCCGCAAGGGGUAGCCACAGCAAGUAGGUCUCCGGCACAGGAGUACUUCUACAACGGCACCAAGCACCGCAUGCUGCCGAUCAACCCACAGGACAUCAUCAAGGGAAAUCAGGAGGUCAAGUUUAAUCACGGUGACCUCAAAUUCCUCUCCUUGCUGUUGCGUGGACAUGAGCUCGAGCAGCAUGGCCUUGUCUUCGCCAAGGGCUGUUGGACCGAUGUCGACAAGCUGCUCGACCGGUUCAACCAUUGCCGUCAGAGGAGAUGGGGAGUGAGGCAGCUCCUGAGGGCAGCGAAGGCCGACAAGAAAGGCCGCAUUCGCUUGUUGGGUAUCGAUGUCCCUAUGAAAGAGACGAUCGGGCAGGAGCUCUUCCCGGUCAGGGGUCGCAUUGCACAGGGACACAAUGCCAAGCUGGUGAGCGAUGAAGACGCGGACUAUCUGCUGGCAACCGCGUGGUACAGCGAUUUGAGUGCUGAGGAGGCUGAGGUGAGGACCAAUGAGUUCGGGGUAACUGUGCUGUCUGCCGCAGACACGCCAAAGAAGAUUUACCAUCGCACCUCGACAAGUGGCCUUCAGUCGAUUUUGAAGGGAGGCAUCGUCCCUGGAGCAAAACGCUCGGGACGUUCCCACGGCUACUACUCCUCCUAUCGCCUCAACGACGCCAGAUGCCAAAGCGGGAUGCGCUCGAAGAUGCCAGUUGAGAUCGCCAUCGACACGAUGAAAGCAAUGCCUGCUGGAUGUGAGUUCUUUGUCACCAACUCCGAUGGCACCCUCACACGGAACACUGUUCCACCUGAGUGCAUUAUCUCGGCGGUUGACACCUCCAAAAAGGAUCAGCCCCUCUAUGUUGCCGAGAGCACUGAAGCCACCGUCGCCGGUGAGCCUGGAUUCAGAGCCAAGCGCGACUACGAGGAAGCGGCGAGCUCCUCCAGCAUGCUCCCGACGACAGCGAAGGCACCGGCUUUGAAGCCAACCUCGAAACGGAGGCCGUCGUCAGCACCAUCGGCCGAGGCGUUGGCAGAUGUCACCAUGGACGAUGAUAAAGCCACCCGCGAGGGUGAGCCUUCUGCUGUUGUCAAUGUCGAUAGCGAUACGACUGAUGCUGGUGAAGAUGAUCCAUUCCCACUUGGAUCCUUCCCAUGCGCUAACUGCCAGGCUUUGGUGGCAAAGGGCAUGCUGUUUUGCUUGAAGCGCAAGGCACCCCAGACCGAUGAGUCUUCGAAGAUCACCAAAAAGUUCUUCGAGAACAAGGGCCUUCGCAUCCGCCUCGUGGCAACGGCAGCAGCAGGAGCCCGCAAGCCGGUGGAGAAUCUCAUCAGUGCUGAUUUCAGGCAGUUGAAUGCCAGCUCAAAGAAGAGAGGCCAAAUGUCCGCCGAAGCCACGGUCGUGAGCGAUGCAAAAGAUCGCGUCGUCCGCUGCACCAAGCUUAACUUCUCAAGUGUCGCCAGCCGCUGGACCCUUGACGAGACAUUCCAGAAGCGCAUGAUGCAAGAGGGCCGGACCUUCGAGGACAUGCACCGCUUCGAUGACAUUGCGAAGGCAUGCCUCCCCGAUCCGGGGCGCAACGAGGAGCAACGAGCCGGAUCGCACUUUUCCUCGGCAUCCCAGACGAUUGCCCCAGGCAAGUUGGUCUAUUAUGCCCACUGCGAAGUGGACCAGAGCCCUUGCACCCUGCGUUUGACAGAUGAUGUGUGUGAUGUGCCCAUCGGUUUCACCUAUAUGGGUGCAUUCCUUCCUCCGCGCCUCUAUGCCGACAUCGCCAUGCACACACCUGAUGCACGCCGCAUCCUUACUUUCGACGGCGAGGUGAGAUUGGCUGGAAAUACGACUGUCGAGAUGCGCGAGGAGAUCAAACACAUCUUGGAUGACAGUCCGGUCUCGGCUGAGCUACAGGCGGCACACACCGAAAGAUUGGCUGAGCAGAAUCGUCAGGUGACUGCCCGCAACUGUGCCACGCCAAAGGCGUCCAUUCCAGCGGCAGCACCCACGUACCGCGGGUACACUCAGGAGCAAUGGGAUGAGUGGAAUCGCAAUCGCCGAUACACUCAGGCAGAGUGGGAUGCUUGGCACCGCUCCCGCCGCUACUAA
Symbiodinium necroappetens is the source of this 3108-nucleotide messenger RNA. NCBI's taxonomy places the organism in Eukaryota, Dinophyceae, Suessiales, Symbiodiniaceae. The record is from the annotation of a GenBank genome assembly.